AGUAAACAAAAGUCAAAACAAAGAAAAAGGAUUGCAGAAACACAAAUGGCCACACUUAUCUGAAAUGUUACAUUUGCCUCUUUUUAUCAUGUCCUCCACUCAACUUAAUUCUUAACUUAAUUCUCCCUAUAUAUUUGGUACCCUCCAGAAGAAAAUUAGCUUUAUAACGAAGUUCCUUGAAAACAAAACUACAAGACAUUAUUUCAAACUAGUACAAAAGUAACAAGUAGUUUCUUGAACAUGUCCCAGCCACUAAGAAGUUUGCUCAAAGUCAUUGUUCUUGGUGAUUGUGGGGUGGGAAAGACAUCUUUGGUGAAUCAAUACGUUUUCAAGAAAUUUAGGGAACAAUAUAAGGCAACAAUUGGAGCUGAUUUUGCUACUAAAGAACUAGAGAUUGGUGAAAGAGUAGUCACAUUGCAAAUAUGGGACACAGCAGGGCAAGAAAGGUUUCAUAGCCUUGGUGUUGCAUUUUACAGAGGAGCAGAUUGUUGCAUUCUUGUAUAUGAUGUUAAUGUGCCUAAGUCAUUUGAAACUCUUCAACAUUGGCAUGAAGACUUCAUCAAGCAGGCAGACUUAACAGAGCCUGAAAAAUUCCCAUUUGUCCUGAUUGGUAACAAAGUGGACUUGGAUGGCAGCACUGACACAGUUUCAGAGAAGAAAGCAAAGGAAUGGUGUGGUCGUAGGGGAAAUAUACAAAACUUUAUGACCUCAGCAAAGCAGGAUUACAAUGUGGAUGCUGCAUUUUUGUGUGCUGCACAACUUGCCCUUGCCAAUGAAGAUGAUCACAAUAUUUGGCAGGCAACAGUAGUAGAUGAAGAAAUGCCUUCUCAUUGUCAGCUCCAAAGAAUACCAGAGUCAGUAUCAGGAAUUGAACAGCAAAGAAGAGGAUGUGCAUGUUAGUUAAUUUGUUGGGAAAAGAGUCAAAAAUAUCCCUCAACUUUAGUUUAAUAGUUACAUUUACCCCUUAGUUAUACUAUGGGAUUAGAAAUACUCCAUCUUCCGUUAAGAAACUUAACAAAUAUACCCUUCUAUUUAACGGUUUUCACCAUGGACUUUUUAAUAUCUGAUGUGACUUAUACUUGAGUGAGGUGGCUGCCACGUGGCAUUCCACCUCACCACCUUUUAAAAAAAAAACCAGUACUCCAUUUUAACUAUCCUAAACUUGGAACUUUGCUGCUAACUUGCUAUGGCGAUGGAGGAAUCCAACACCAGUUAUAUGGAAGUUGAAGGUGAAAACUCAGACUCCGACAAGGACCAAAACUGGGAAAAUUGGGAAAACGGAGACGAAGAAGAUGAUGCUAUGAACUCAAAGUUGCUUUGCUUGUUCUGUGACUCCACCUAUGGUUCCAGUAAUGCCCUCUUUGAGCACUGCGCAUCUGCACAUCGGUUCCAUUUCAACACGCUCAGGACUACUCUCGUUUUGGAUUUCUAUGGCUGUUUUAAGCUCAUUAAUUACGUUAGGUCUAAGGUAUUCCAUUUUUUUUAAAAGGUGGUGAAGUGGAAUGUCACGUGACAGCCACCUCCCUCGAGUAUAAGCCACAUCAGAUAUUAAAAAGUCCAUGGUAGAAAAUCGUUAAAUAGAAUGGAAGGAAUAUUUCUAACCCCAUAGUAUAACUAGGAAUAAAUGUAACUAUUAAACUAAAGUAGAGGAGGUAUUUUUGACCCUUUUCCCUAAUUUAUUUCUUCUUCUAUUCUUUAUUGUUUCUACGUAAUUUUCUGAGACUCUUCUAUUGUAUACGUGCAUAGGAAUUCACUUUCUUUGAUAGAUUGGAAAAUAAAAAAAAUUACAAUUAUCUAGCUAAAUUUGGCAUAUUCCUAGUGAAUAAUGGCAAAUGCGUUUGAAUUUAUGCAUUUCCUCAUUGUGUUCUCAAGUAAUUUGAUUUUCCCCUCGUUCUUGUACCUAAUAAAUUUUUCUUUUUCUGUUUUUU
Capsicum annuum is the source of this 1928-nucleotide messenger RNA. Its product is annotated as ras-related protein Rab7. The record is from RefSeq and is a predicted model, not a curated record. The transcript is spliced from 8 exons. Gene Ontology annotation, cellular component: vacuolar membrane. Gene Ontology annotation, molecular function: GTPase activity; GTP binding. Lineage: Eukaryota; Viridiplantae; Streptophyta; Magnoliopsida; Solanales; Solanaceae. The coding region runs from base 241 to 900 and encodes 219 amino acids.